AUGUCUAUCCAAUUUCCAAACCGUCCCUUACCUCCCAAAAAGCAAACAGCACAGACUUUCCUCGCCUAUUUCCGCGCAUUAGACAGAGAGAUAGAGCCCUGGGCUGGGGCCAUAUAUCUUGCCUCUGAGCUCGACCCCACGACCAAUAACCCUACACCCGAAUCUGCUGAGCACGAAGAUGACAUCUGCUCCUUCGUAAAUCUCACGAGAGCCAUCAGUGAUGCCAUAGGCGAGGAGACCAAUAUAUGGCGGUCGACUCUACAGAUCGAGAUUGAUUGGGAGCUGACAGGAGAAUUGGCAAACUGUCGUACGGAGCUUGCAGAAAGUCGCCCCGAGGAGGCUAAUCGAGCUGUUUUGGCGAUGAAGUAUCGCGGACGUGGAUAUUUUUGCAUCAAGUUUAGUGGAGGGGUGUUUGAUCCGCUUCGAGGCACAAGCAACAAGUGGCAAGUGAUAUAG
Messenger RNA from Glarea lozoyensis ATCC 20868, 456 nucleotides. RefSeq lists its product as uncharacterized. Lineage: Eukaryota; Fungi; Ascomycota; Leotiomycetes; Helotiales; Helotiaceae. The transcript has a single exon. The record is from RefSeq and is a predicted model, not a curated record. The coding region runs from base 1 to 456 and encodes 151 amino acids.